Molecule: messenger RNA, 1828 nt
Organism: Ziziphus jujuba (common jujube)
Lineage: Eukaryota; Viridiplantae; Streptophyta; Magnoliopsida; Rosales; Rhamnaceae
Product: hexose carrier protein HEX6
Exons: 3
Coding region: 74-1609 (511 amino acids)
Biological process (GO): monosaccharide transmembrane transport
Cellular component (GO): membrane
Molecular function (GO): monosaccharide transmembrane transporter activity
Source: RefSeq, a predicted model, not a curated record
CUUCUUCUUCUCCCUGUGAGCUUGUAACAAAUUAAAGGAGAAAAAAAAAAAAAAAAAAAAAAAAAAAAAAAACAUGGCAGUGGGUAUAGGAGUAACAGGACAAGGUUCAAGCAACUACAAUGGCAAAAUGACUCCAUUCGUCGUCCUUUCCUGUAUGAUGGCUGCAAUGGGAGGUGUCAUUUUCGGCUAUGAUAUUGGGAUUUCAGGUGGGGUGACUACAAUGGAGUCGUUUCUGGAGAAGUUCUUUCCGGAGGUGUAUAAGAAAAUGAAAGAAGACACUGAUAUCAGCAACUACUGCAAAUUUGAUAGUCAGCUUUUGACUUCCUUCACUUCUUCACUCUAUAUAGCUGGUCUUGUGGCUUCCCUUUUUGCGUCUUCAAUGACCAGAGCUUAUGGUCGGAAACCUUCUAUUCUCGUCGGAGGUGCUGCGUUUCUCGCCGGUUCAGCCUUAGGUGGAGCUGCUGUUAAUAUCUAUAUGCUUAUACUUGGUCGUGUCUUGCUUGGAGUUGGUGUUGGUUUUGCAAACCAGUCGGUCCCUCUGUAUCUCUCAGAAAUGGCACCACCAAAAUACAGAGGAGCAAUCAACAACGGCUUCCAAUUCAGCGUGGGAAUCGGCGCUCUAUCAGCAAACCUCAUCAACUACGGAACCCAGAAGAUCGAAGGCGGUUGGGGAUGGCGGGUCUCUCUAGCUUUAGCAGCUGUACCAGCUUCAAUCCUCACACUCGGCGCAUUUUUCCUUCCCGAAACACCCAAUAGCAUGAUCCAACGCGGCGAGAACCACCACCGCGUCAAGCAAAUGCUUCAGCGAGUCAGAGGCACCGAAGAAGUUCAAGCAGAGCUCGCCGAUCUCAUCGAAGCCAAUGAAGUUUCCAAAACCAUCCACCACCCGUUCAGGAAAAUUACCCAGAGAAAAUACAGACCUCAGUUGGUCAUGGCAAUCAUGAUACCCUUUUUCCAACAAGUUACUGGGAUCAAUGUCAUUGCAUUUUACGCUCCGAUUCUAUUCAGAACCAUCGGUUUGGGUGAGAGUGCUUCACUUUUAUCCAAUGUGAUGACUGGUGCGGUUGGAACUAUCUCCACCUUCAUUUCAAUGCUCAUAGUGGACAAGCUCGGUAGGAGAGUUUUGUUCACGGCUGGAGGGAUUCAGAUGUUGGUGUCGCAGAUUUUGGUUGGAGGAAUAAUGGCGGCUCAGCUUGGUGAUCAUGGUGGGGUGAGUAAAGGGUAUGCGUUUCUGGUUUUGGUAUUGAUUGCGAUUUAUGUUGCUGGGUUUGGUUGGUCUUGGGGACCUCUUGGAUGGUUGGUUCCGAGUGAGAUUUUUCCUUUGGAGAUUCGAUCGGCCGGGCAGAGUAUUAAUGUGGUGGUGAAUUUUUUCUUCACUUUUAUUGUUGCCCAGUUAUUUCUGUCAAUGCUUUGUCAUUUUAAGGCUGGGAUUUUCUUCUUCUUUGGUGGUUGGGUUGUGGUGAUGACUAUAUUUGUUUAUUUGUUUUUGCCUGAGACUAAGAAUAUGCCACUUGAGAAGAUGGAGAAGGUUUGGAGAGAGCAUUGGUUUUGGAAGACCAUUGUUGGUGAAGAGAGUGAUGAGGGCUCUAGGAUGGAAGCUGAAGCAUGAAAAUAUAUAAUAGUUCUGUUCCCAAUUUUCACGUAUACAAAUUCAUUGUCAAAAAAAAAAAAAAAAAAUCAAUGAGAUUUGUGAAUUCUAUAUUUUUUGAGUAAGAAUUCAAAGAAAGGGAAAAUAGUGAAAAUAUAUAAUAGUUCUGUUCCCAAUUUUCAUGUAUACAAAUUCAUUGUCAAAAAAAAAAAAAAAUCAAUGAGAUUUGUGAAUUCUAUA